AUGACUCUCCAAGGGGUGCCGCAGCCACCGUGGCCGGUGAUCGUCGACUUGUGCAGGAACUUCAGCCCAGAACAAGCUCGUGUGGCGCCAGAUUGCGUAACCAUCCUCGCCAAGGGUAUAAGAAGCAUGGCUGGCCAGUCGAAUGGCGCAGGCUGUCUCUUUUCUGAUUGUCACGAACGACCUCUCACAGCUAAAGCUGACCAUCCAUCCAUCUUACAAGCUUGUCUCUCGCUAUCCUUCCGAUCCAUGAUUCCUGACCACCAUCCACCCCAUAUUCUUGACCUGCAUCGAAGCCCUGCCAGUACUCGAAACGAAAACCCCAUCUUCAACGUCGACAUCAACAUUUCAGAUCUGCACUACAACGUCGACCUCACAUAUCACUAUGCUGGCGGUAUCGCGCUCGCUGCACUGAAACGCUGGCCUGAAGCCGAAGAGUACUUUGAGAUCCCUCGGCGUUGCAGAUGGGGCUUUGAAGACGUUGAAGCUGGUUCAGCUGAUAUCCAGGGGCAAGAUAUUCUCUACUCCCAUUUCGUGACAGGAGAAAAAAUCAGCCAAGCCGUCGCCCGUGCGCCUCGCUGGGUGUUGAAGAAGCUGACAGCCACCUACUCACCCUUCACCUCGCGGACAUUGGCAAAGCAAUCAAGAUCGGUUCAGAGGACGAGGUCGGGGAACUUCAGCAUGAUCGAAUCAAACGACAUCAGUGCCCAAGUCUCCACAGUCGGGACCGUGACGUGCUCGGACCCGCCACCGCAGUUCACGAAGGAACAAGUUGAUGAGGCGUUAUUGGAUGUUCAACAUCAGACGGCUGUGAAGUCGAGAGAUGACUCUCCCUGGGCACCAACGGUGGACGAGGAGAUGUUUGUGGGUAUAAGUGCGAGUCAGGCGAUGUGGGAGGAGAUGCAUGUUCGUCUUGAACACUCACUUCGCCCCCAUAUCCAUUCACGUCCGCUGCUGUUGCGCCGGUACCACUACCGCUGCAUUUCUGGUUUCUAUUCUUUCCCUACUCCCCAUGAACCAGUGGAGUUUGUCACGUGCAUGUUUUCAACCUCUUCAGCGAACAUUGACACAACGUUUCCGGCGUUGAUUAUCAUGUCUUCCGCCUCUAAUUGCUUCAGAGAGCACAUCUUCAUCGUAUCCGCACGGUCAACCGAUUUCGCACGUCCUGCUCGCGUUUUUUCCAUCGAACGAACGUUCAGCGCUUACAACAAAUAA
Molecule: messenger RNA, 1212 nt
Organism: Laccaria bicolor S238N-H82
Lineage: Eukaryota; Fungi; Basidiomycota; Agaricomycetes; Agaricales; Hydnangiaceae
Exons: 9
Coding region: 1-1212 (403 amino acids)
Source: RefSeq, a predicted model, not a curated record